CUGGGCGCUCUCGCUCCUUCUGCAGUCACUUGUCCUCCGGCUCCAGCCAAGAUGAGUUACACCGUCGACUACCACUUCACGGGCCCGAGCUCGUACCGCAAGACUCGGCCCGCAUCCGUCUCCAGCUCCAGCGGCUUCCACUCCCAGCAGCGCCGCCGCCUCGCCUACAGCCAGCCCUCCGUCUCCAUCGACAGCCUGGACGCUUUCAACGGCGACAUGACGCGGAGGAGCGAGAAAGAAGUGCUGCAGGCUCUGAACGACCGCUUCGCCGGUUACAUCGACAAGGUGCGCAACCUGGAGAUGCACAACCGCAACCUGGAGGCGGAGGCCGCGGCGCUGCGGCAGAGCCAGGCAGGACGCACGGCCGUCGGAGAGCACUACGAGCGUGAGUUGAGCGACCUGAGGGGCGUCCUGCAGCAGCUGACCGGGGACAAAGCCCGCACGCUCGUCGAGCACGAACACCUGGAGGAAGACAUCCAGCACCUGCGCGGCAGGCUGGAGGAUGAGACGAGAAACCGGGAAGAGUUGGAGGCUGCCGCUCGGGCCAUGAAAAAGUACAUGGAGGACUGCCGGCUGGCGCGUCUCGAGCUGGACAAGAAGUUUCGUGCCCUGGAGGAGGAAUCCGAUUUUCUCAAGAGGAACCACGAGGAAGAGGUGGCGGAGCUCAUGGCGCAGAUCCAGGGCGCACAGGUGAAUUUCGACAUGAGAGACAUGGUGAAAGCCGAUGUGACCGGCGCGCUGAGAGAGAUCCGCUCGCAGCUGGACAGUCACGCCUCAAAGAACGCGACCCACGCAGAGGAAUGGUUCCAGGUGCGUAUGGAGCGUCUAUCCGAAACUGCUAAGACGAACCAGGAUGCAAUCCGUGGGAGCCAGGAGGAGAUUGCAGAAUACCGCCGUCAGCUCCAGAGCCGCACCAUUGAGCUGGAGACUCUUCGAGGAACCAAGGACUCACUAGAGAGGCAGCGAAUGGAGAGUGAAGAUAGGCACCAGGAUGACCUUAACUCACUACAGGAAACCAUCAACCAGCUUGACAAUGAGCUGAAAUCCACCAAAUGGGAGAUGGCCAGCCAACUGAGAGACUAUCAGGAGCUGCUGAAUGUGAAGAUGGCCCUGGAUAUUGAGAUUGCCGCUUACAGAAAGUUACUGGAGGGAGAGGAAAACCGCUUUUUGUCAGGUGGCCCCCCAAUAUCCUUCCUGGAGAGCAGAAUCUCCGGACAUGUCAAAGUCAAAGCCGAAGAGAUCUCUGAUACAGUAAUCGUGGAGGAACAGACCGAUGAGACACAGGUGACAGAGGUGACAGAGGAAGCAGAUGAGGAGGAAGAGGAAGAAAACAAAGAAGAGGAAGAAGAAGAAGAGGAAACUGAGGAAACCAAAGAGGAGGAGGAACAAGGUGAGGAAGAAGAAGACAAGGAGGAAGGAGAAGACAAGGAGGAAGAAGAGGUAGAGGAAGAGAAGGAUGAAGAAGAAGAGGUUAAGGAGGAAGAGGCUAAGGAGGAAGAGCCUAAGGAGGAAGAGCCGGAGGAGAAAGGAGAAGAGGGAGAAGAAGAGGAAGAAAAGGAUUCAUCCACUCCUCCAAAAUCCCCUCAGCCCAAAUCUCCUGCUGUCAAAUCACCAGAAUCUAAAUCACCACAAAAAUCUCCAGAAUCCAAAUCACCAGCAGCCAAAUCCCCAAUGCCUAAAUCACCUGCUAAAUCUCCCACAGGAGAUGAGUCAAAGUCCCCAGCUACUAAAUCACCUGCAUCUAAAUCUCCUCCCAAGAGCCCUGAGCCAAAGUCUCCAGAAAAAGAAGCCAAGCCCAUUCCUCCCAAAGACACUGUAAAAGAGGAGAAAAAAGAGGAGAAGCCACAGCCCGUCAAGGAAGAAAAGGAGAAAGAGCAGCCUGCAGAGAAGAAGCAGGAACCCAAGGAGAAAGAGCCGGAGAAGGCAGACAAACCCGACACUAAGGAAGAUAGUAAAGUAGAUGAAAAAUCAGAAAAGGAGGAAGUUUUGAAACCUGCCACUCCUAGCAAGCCCUCUGAGGACAAACCCGCCCCGAAGGCUGAGCCUAAAGAGAGUGCCCCCCCUGCUAAGGAGGAGAAGACUCCUGCUCCUAAACAAGAGAAGGCUGAACCUGAAGCAAAGGCAGCAUCUAAACCAGAACCCGAGAGCAAGACUGAGGAGAAGAAGCCCGAGGAGAAGAAGCCCGAGGAGAAACCUGUCCCUAAAGUAGAGCCGGAGAAGACAGAGAGUAAGCAAGAAGAGAAGAAGCCAGAAGAAAAACCUGCAUCUAAAGUAGAGCCAGAGAAGACAGAGAGCAAGAAAGAGGAGAAGAAACCAGAGGAAAAGCCUGCGCCCAAAGCAGAACCCGAGAAGACCGACAGCAAGAAAGAAGAAAAGACAGAGGACAAAAAGGAAACAAGUAAAGAUGAAAGUAAAGAGGUGAAGGAGGAAAAAGUUGAGAAAUCCUCUGGCGCCGAGUCAAAGGAGAGCAAGGAUGAGAAGCCCAAAAAGUAAGACUUAAAUGCUGUGUUUCAGUUAUCGCAGAGAGGAGGAGAUGCCAAAGAACUAUGAGACAGAAAGGUCAGGCAAAGGCAUAUGAAGGUGGAGAGCAGAAGAAAAGAUAUGUACUAGAAGGACAAUUUAAUGUCCAAAGCAAAGCAGGUAACAGUAUGUAAGCAAUAUUGAUUUCUGCUGCAAAUAAUCCCCUGCUCCCUAAGUAUGGCCAUUAUGUAUCCCUGAAGCUUAAGAUGUAUGACUGAAUGCAGAAUGCUCUAAACUCUUUAUCUGAAUGUGACAACUGCCCUUAAUGAUAACAAGUGCAUUUAAACAGAAUCCUGAUUUGGACAGCAGGGUCCUGUUGUGCCUGCAACGCCUUCGAGGGUAAAGAUGUCAUAUCAAUGCCAAGCUAAAGAUUGUAACAGACACUGAACAUAGAACAUCAUAUUUAAGGAAAUAGAAAUGUCUAUAUUAUAUUUACAAAUACAUCUGUAUGAAAGACUUGAAUUUUGCUUGUUGUGCACCUUAAUGCAGCUUCUCCUGACAGGUGAACUGUGGUAUCUCACUCUUCCAGUCUGCGAUGUUAGGAUAAUGAUGACUUUGCUAUGUAUAAACUGCUGAGAAUAUGCAACAUGAAACAGGAAAUAAAGAGUGAAAAAAU
Messenger RNA from Cololabis saira (Pacific saury), 3136 nucleotides. RefSeq names its product neurofilament heavy polypeptide-like. Gene Ontology annotation, biological process: axon development. Gene Ontology annotation, molecular function: structural constituent of postsynaptic intermediate filament cytoskeleton. Lineage: Eukaryota; Metazoa; Chordata; Actinopteri; Beloniformes; Belonidae. Bases 52 to 2493 code for a protein of 813 amino acids. Gene Ontology annotation, cellular component: neurofilament; axon. The transcript has 4 exons. The record is from RefSeq and is a predicted model, not a curated record.